AUGGAGCUGCUGGUCAUCGCGAUGCUGGUAGUCGGGGCAGCCGCAGCCCCAGACCCCCAGGGACACCGGAUAAUUGGAGGGAGAGACUGCAUCACUGGCUCCCGUCCCUACCAGGUGGCUCUCCUGAGGAAUGGCCGCAUCUACUGUGGCGGGAGCCUGGUUGCCCCGAAGUGGGUGCUGACUGCUGCACACUGCCACUUACGGAGCACCUCCCUGCAGGUGCAUCUGGGGGAUUAUAAUCUACGAGUGAACGAAGGCACAGAACAGAUACGAAGAAUCCGCAGCUUCUUCGUGCAUCCAGAGUAUAACUUCCGCCGACAUGACAACGACUUCAUGCUUCUGGAGCUGGAUGAGCCCGCUCAACUCAAUCGCUACGUGAACACGAUCAAACUGGCUACCCGUUGUGCCUCUCCUGGAACACGAUGCGUCGUGUCAGGAUGGGGCACUAUCAGGUCCCCCCAAAAUUUGUUCCCAGACGUCAUGCGGUGUGCAGAUGUCUCUAGCGUCAGCCAGGCCAGGUGCCAGGAAGGCUACGGGGCCGAAAUCACGGAGAACAUGCUCUGUGCUGGUGUGGAACAGGGUGGCGUAGACUCAUGCCAGGGGGAUUCAGGAGGCCCACUGGUCUGCAACGGGCAGCUGCAAGGCGUGGUCUCCUGGGGGUCGUCUGUCUGUGCCCUGCCGGGACGGCCCGGGGUCUACGCCAAUGUCUGCAAAGCUGUCCAGUGGGUGAGGAACACCAUAGGGAGGAGGUGCCCCAUAUUGGACUGAGAGCUCACAGCACGUCCCGCCUGCCACAAUAAUCCACCAAACACACGCCCCAGCCACGCCUCUCCUCAUCUCGCCGCGGCACCCAGGGGGUGCUGAUCUGGGUCAGACUAGGAUGGGGGCACUACGGUGGGACCAGCUCAAAGCAGCCAGUGGUUAUGAGCCAGGCCUAACCAAAUCCUGAGACUGGGUUAAAAAUGUGGGACUGGUUUAAAAAACAUGAAUCAGCCUGAAGGAUUGUGAGAUUGCUUUAAAAAUCACGAGAUCAGCAUUAAAUGACUGAGACUGCGUUAAAAGAUCACGAGAUUGGCUGAAAAGUCACGAAUCAGCCUGAAGUUCACAGGAGUGCGUCAAAAAUCGAGAGGUUGGCUUUCAAAAUCGUGAGAUUGGAUUAAAAAUUAUGAGCCGGGUUUUUAAAUGCCCUAAAUCGCGCCCAGGUCUUCGAUCUGGUCUCUUGCCUUGGUGCGGGUGGCGCACGCGG
This is a messenger RNA of Chelonia mydas (Green sea turtle), 1246 nucleotides long. Its product is annotated as trypsin-3-like. The record is from RefSeq and is a predicted model, not a curated record. The transcript is spliced from 5 exons. NCBI's taxonomy places the organism in Eukaryota, Metazoa, Chordata, Testudines, Cheloniidae. Gene Ontology annotation, biological process: proteolysis. Gene Ontology annotation, molecular function: serine-type endopeptidase activity. Bases 1 to 768 code for a protein of 255 amino acids.